CUGAGCGCUCAGCGGAGCCACAAGAUGCGCACUAAACGCAGGGAGGAGCUUUGGGAUUUUUACCUCACUUGUUUUACGCCACACUUGAGUGAAGACUCGGUUUCAAAAGUAGAUUUUCCUGCGAAAGGUGUUGCUGCAGCCUCAGUAUUUGAAAAAUGAGCCCACUCGACUCCUCCAACACCACAGCAGAGGGGGAGGCUGGCGGUGACCUUUCAUUUUUGUUUAACGACAGCCUUGGUUCAUUCCAGCCGGGGUUCCAUUCUGAUAUCACCAAGCACCUUGGAGUCCAAAUCACCUUAAUCAUGGCUUAUUCCUUAAUAAUAUUGUUGGGGCUGCUGGGCAAUUCCCUCGUCAUCUACAUGAUUAUUCGCUACAGGAACAUGCGGACAGUGACCAACUACUUCAUAGCCAAUCUGGCGUUGGCGGACCUUCUGAUGGUCACUCUUUGCCUUCCCUUCACUCUGGUUUACACUCUGCUAGAUGAGUGGAAGUUCGGUGCCAUGUUAUGCCACAUGGUACCUUUUGCCCAAGCACUGAGCGUCCAUGUGUCUAUACUGACCCUGACUGUCAUUGCUCUGGAACGUUACCGCUGCAUUGUUUUCCACCUCGGUCGGCGCUUGACUUGGCGUUCCAGCCUCUUCAUUAUGGCAUUCACCUGGACUAUUUCUUCUGUCUUGGCAGCUCCCCUUGCCAUUUUUAGGGAAUAUCGCUAUGAAGAAAUUCCUUCUAUCAACCUGCGCAUGCCCGUCUGCUCUGAGAAGUGGCCCCAUGGCAUUAACAGGGACGGAGUCAUCUACAGCCUUUCAAUGAUCCUAUUACUGUACAUUUUACCUUUAGCCAUCAUCAGCUAUGCCUACAUAUGCAUCUGGGUCAAACUGAAGAACCACGUCAGCCCAUCCAGCCGGAACGGCAGCAUCAAUCGACGCAAGAAAACAACAAAGAUGUUGGCAUUGGUGGUGGUGGUGUUUGCGGUCAGUUGGCUGCCUUUGCAUGUGCUUCAGCUGGCCACUGAUCUGGACCUGGUGCUCCGAUUCGAGGAGUAUAAGCUCAUAUUUACUGUGUUUCACAUUGUCGCUAUGUGUCCUACCUUUACCAACCCUCUUCUGUAUGGAUGGAUGAAUAAAAACUACAGGAAUGGCUUCUUAAUGGUGUUCCGGUGUGAGGACAAGGCAGACUCUUUCCACCCAGAAGGCUCAUUUAGGACACGUUCUGUGAGAGGGCUGGCUGUGAACAGUCGUAAUGGUGGACAUCCUCCUACUGCUGUAUGAAAUUGGUGUGGUGUAAAUGUAGAAUCUUUAGAAUGUUGUUAAGACGUUUGGUUUAGGGGUUCAGAAGCCUAUUGGCUUGAACAUGUCUGGCCCUCAAUUGCUGUCAAGAACCUUGAAACCAUCUUUCUACCAAGUUCCAAGGUACAGGUACAUUAGGUACAAUAAUUCAUGGUGUGUCACUUCAAUACUUAACUGCUUAUGUGUUGCUGUUGGUAACAGCAUCUUAAAAAUAUCACAAUCAAUGAUCUGUUCUCUUCUUCUUCUGGUAAUUAUUUUGUGUCUGGUAAAUCUGACUCCUGCUGUUUUCAAUUUUAUAGGGAAACUAUGUGUUAUUGUUUGCAAACGCAACACUGAGACUUGGUUAAUGCAAAGCUUCAAUGUGAUCAGAAAAUGCCUUUCCAUAUUGGUCAAUUUAAGCAAAGGUCUGGGAUUUCUUUAUAUCAGUUACACGCCAGCAAAGUAGCAAAUCAUUCCAAACUUUGUUGAAAUGUUGAAGCUUCUCUGACAGUAUUGUACCAGGUGUGUUGUUUUUCUUAAACUUUUUUUCUUUUUUUUUUAUUUAAACAUCAGAAAAUAAAUUUUUUGGAGGGGAAUAUCAAGCUAUAUCAUAUUUUCAACAAAAAAAAAUGCUUUUUUCCACUUUUAAGGCAAUCCCUAAUUGAAUAAUGAAUUGGUAUGGAGAUCAAAGGUGUGAUGUUUUGGGAAUGAGCUUCAAUACGUUUGCUUUCACAGAAUAAUCUCUUUUCCUCUCUGUUUAAUAAGCUGACACUCUAAACAUUAAACUUAAAAUGAAACGAUAAACCAAACUAAAGAGAUUGUGUCAUACUAUUAUCUAAAAUUAUAUUGCAAAAAUGAAAAAUAUUAACGUAUAAAAGAAAAGACCAACAAAUGUUUUAUAAUUUUUGGCAACAGUGCUGCCAUGUUGCAGAACUCUAAGCGGUGAUGUCACAGGGUUGGUAGGCUCUGUAACUGCCAUUUGAGUAUCUUAGUAAUACCAACUAUACCAUACAAUCAUAAACUUCUUAAGAAAUUUGGUAUGAUGAAAGACGAAGCUGA
This is a messenger RNA of Cyprinodon tularosa, 2324 nucleotides long. RefSeq names its product neuropeptide Y receptor Y7 (gene npy7r). NCBI's taxonomy places the organism in Eukaryota, Metazoa, Chordata, Actinopteri, Cyprinodontiformes, Cyprinodontidae. Gene Ontology annotation, biological process: G protein-coupled receptor signaling pathway. Bases 156 to 1268 code for a protein of 370 amino acids. The record is from RefSeq and is a predicted model, not a curated record. The transcript is spliced from 2 exons. Gene Ontology annotation, cellular component: membrane. Gene Ontology annotation, molecular function: neuropeptide Y receptor activity.